AUGGCGACCCCUACACAGGGUGACGUCUCGAAUGGACAUUUAUCGCCUGAAAUUGAUCCUGAAACACAUGCUGCAGAUGGACAAACUCUCAACAACACUGAACGCGUCGACGCCGCGCAGGCGCUUCCCACACGAAAUUUCUCACCGAGCCCAAGCGAGACCGAAGACCUUCCAAAUGGCCUCGCCAAUGAACAAAGUAUCGCUGGCAGUAGUCCUCCGUCGCCCAAUGACGCGUCGGAGGAUGCAGACUUUGACAUGGAGGAAAGCCAAGCGUCUCAUCACGACGAGGAUAUGGUCGACGAACACGCCAGUUCCGGGUCGUCCACCACUGCCACCAAGCGCAAGACCGCCGUGGCCGAAGAUGAUUAUAUGAGAAUGGAUCCAGAGCUAUAUGGCCUUCGGCGUAGUACCGAGAGAGUCGCGCAAAGUCCCUCGAAACGAGUAAGCCCUGCGCACCACCAAUCUUCCACAAACAACUCCGACUCUGAUGUCUCCGACGUCUAUGGCGGAGCUCGGGCGCGAACCUUUCAGAAGAAAGCUCGUCUCCACAGAGCAGAGCAGCCAAACCUGUCCGAAAAACGUUGGUCGAGCCGGCGUGCUGCGCAGCAGGUGCAGACCGGCGCAUACGAGGAAAGCGAUUUCGACGAGGAAGACGAUGAAGUUGAACAGGCAAACGUAGAAUAUGUCGCCGAUUACGUUGACGACUCGCCUUAUGUCGAUAGAGUCGUCAAACACCGGGUCAAGGAUGGUAUCGAGCUUGCGUACGAUUUGCAACGGCACGAUUUCGAGUACUACAUUAAAUGGCAAGGCAAAUCACAUUUGCACGACACAUGGGAGACCACCGACUCCCUCAAGUUCGUUCGAGGCGUCCGGAGGGUCGAGAACUAUUUCCGGAAAACGGUCGACAUCGAACUCGAGAUGCGGUUUGGGUAUGACAUCCCGCCCGAGACAAAGGAACAAUUCUUUCUUGACCGUGAGCGUGACGAGGAAGCCUUCGAAGACUACACGAAAGUGGAAAGAGUCGUGGGCAUCCGCGAUGGCGAGGAUGACACCGAGUACUUUAUCAAGUGGAAAGGGUUAUCCUACGACAUGUGUACAUGGGAAGAGGCAUCUCUGAUCAGUCCAAUGUUCCAAGACAAGAUCGAUCAGUACCUUGACCGCGCCUCGCGCAGCUGGCAGUCUGACAAGAAGGAGACCAGCCUGCAGACCCGUUCCAGGAUGACAAAACUCGAGGAGCAACCCAGUUACAUCCAAGGAGGCGAGCUUCGAUCGUUCCAACUGAAAGGUUUGAACUUUUUGUGCCUGAACUGGACCAGAGGCAACAAUGUUAUCCUCGCCGACGAGAUGGGCCUGGGCAAGACCGUGCAGACCGUCUCAUUCCUCAGCUGGCUUCGCAAUGACAGACGACAAGAGGGACCUUCACUCGUUGUCGCGCCACUCAGUGUCAUCCCUGCCUGGUGCGAUACAUUCAACCACUGGUCCCCCGACAUCAACUAUGUUGUCUACCUUGGUCCGGAAGAUGCCAGGAAGAUUAUUCGAGAGAAUGAGCUCCUUGUGGACGGUAACCCAAAGAAACCAAAGUUCAACGUGCUGGUCACCUCUUACGAGUUUAUCCUGCAAGAUUGGCAAUUCCUCUCCUCCAUCAAAUGGCAGACGCUCGCUGUUGACGAGGCACAUCGUCUCAAGAACCGUGAAUCCCAGCUGUACAGCCGCUUGGUGGGUUUUGGCGUCCCUUGCAAGAUUCUGAUCACCGGCACACCAAUCCAGAACAACCUGGCGGAGCUCUCAGCUCUUCUCGACUUCCUUAACCCCGGCAAAGUGGACAUUGAUGAGGAUCUUGACUCCCUGUCAGCCGCCGAUGCACAGGAGAAGCUACAGGACCUGCAUAAUGCCAUUGCACCUUACAUCAUCCGCCGAACAAAAGAGACAGUCGAGUCCGACCUCCCACCAAAAACAGAAAAGAUCAUUCGCGUGGAGUUGUCCGAUGUCCAGCUUGACUACUACAAGAACAUCAUUACCAGGAACUACGCUGCCUUGUCUACGGCUAACAAUGGGCACAAGAACUCCUUGCUCAACAUUAUGAUGGAGCUGAAGAAAGUCAGCAACCAUCCUUACAUGUUUGCAGGUGCUGAGGAAAGGGUGCUAGCGGGCAGCACACGCCGUGAGGACCAGAUCAAAGGCCUUAUCGCAAGCAGCGGCAAGAUGAUGCUCUUGGACCAGCUGUUGUCGAAGUUGAAGAAGGAUGGGCAUCGUGUCCUGAUUUUCAGCCAGAUGGUGCGGAUGCUGGACAUUCUAGGCGACUACAUGUCUCUGCGCGGUUACAAAUUCCAGCGGCUGGAUGGUACCAUUGCUGCAGGUCCUCGUCGCAUGGCGAUCAACCAUUUCAACGCCGAUGACAGCGAGGAUUUCUGCUUCUUGCUAUCUACUCGGGCGGGUGGUUUGGGUAUCAACCUGAUGACGGCAGAUACUGUAGUCAUUUUUGACUCCGAUUGGAACCCCCAAGCCGAUUUGCAGGCAAUGGCACGCGCCCACCGCAUUGGCCAGAAGCGGCCUGUCAACAUAUACCGACUGGUCAGCAAGGAGACAGUUGAGGAGGAAGUCCUCGAGCGGGCGCGAAACAAGCUUCUACUUGAAUACUUGACGAUUCAAGCAGGCGUCACCGAUGACGGGAAAGCCAUGAUGCAGUCUGAGCUGAAUAAGAAGGGCCUCAAGACGGACGGUCCCACGUCGAACGAAGACAUCCAGAUGGUCCUCAAGAUGCGCUCCUCCAAGAUGUUUGAGCAGUCGGGCAACCAGGAGCGACUGGAGCAGCUUGACAUUGACUCCAUUCUAGAGAAUGCUGAGGUUACCAAGACCAAAGUAGACGACAAGAUCAACCUCAGCAGCGGAGGCAUUGACUGGGACAAUUUCAUGCAAAUCACCGAUGUCAAGGUCGACGACAUUAACCUGGAUUGGGACCAAAUCAUCCCCGCCGACAAACUCGCUGAGAUCAAGGCCGACGAGGAGAGGAAGCAGAACGAAGAGUAUCUCGCGAAGCUUGCCGCAGAAAGCGCACCGCGCAGAGCCACUAUCAAGCACCGCAACAAGGAGACUGACCGCGCUGAUCGUUUGAAGAAGCGACAGCAAGAGCAGGAGGCAGAAGAGGCCGAGAAGCGUUUGCAGAAGGCCGAUCCAAAGCGGCCGCUCGACGUCUCCGAGCAGCGUGUCCUGAUCAAAGCUUACUUCAAAUUUGGAUCUAUAGAACACAGAGCUGACGACAUAAUAUCUGACGCGAAACUUGGCGACAGGGAUCCCGAUUUGGUGAAGGCCAUGUUGGGUGACUUUGUCAGUCGCGCCCGGGAAGCUGUGGAAGACAACAUUUCGAAGAUGGCUGAGGAAGAGAUGAAAGCAGGCAAGGCUCUCAACAAGAAAGACCGCAAAGCCGUCUUGAUUGACUUUGGCGAACUCAAGAAAGUCAAUGCUGAGACAGCCAUUGACAGGCCCAUUCAACUGCAACUGUUACGCGAGGCAGUAGCUGCUGCUCCCGAGUGGAAAUCCUUCCGACUUCCUGAUGCGACCAAAGGCGCAAGCUAUAGCUGUCCUUGGGGUGCGAAAGAAGACGGCAUGCUCCUCGUCGGGAUCGACCGUCAUGGCUUCGGCUCGUGGGUCCGGAUACGCGACGAUCCCGAUCUCGGAUUGCAGGACAAACUCUUCCUGGAGGAAGGCCGCAUUGCGCGCAAAGAGGAGCGGAGCAAAGCCAAGGACAAGCAGAAGGCUCCAGGAGCCGUGCAUCUGGUGCGUCGUGCUGAGUAUCUGCUGUCCGUACUGCAAGCCAAGCACUCGUCGGACAAGAACCUGUUGAGCAAGGUCGAGAACCACCACCGCAACAACAAGAAGGGACACCUGGGCAACGGACAACGUCACGGCUCGAGCGGCUCGCCAGCGCCCAACAGCGGCUCCAUUAGGAAGAGAGAACCUGAGCUGCACAGGGCACGCAGCCACCAGGACGAGAACGGGACACCGCGCCCUGAGUCGAAGCGGAGGCAUGCGAAUCUUGAGGGCGGACGUAGCCCGAAGCAUCGGCGCUUGGAUGAACAGCGGCGAUCCAGCAAGCACGACGACCGUGACCGCCUGGACAAGCGGCGUCACCGCGAAGACGAUUGGCGGGACGACCGACGAGCGGAUCUUGACAGAGGUCGUCACAGGGAUGACGACCACCAUCGUCGAGAGGAAAGGUCCCGCGAUGACCGCCAUCGCGAGGAUCGUUACCGCCAGGACAGGCACAGGGACGACAGACAGCGUGCAGAGCGGCAUCGCGACGACAGGCGCCGUGAGGACCGUCUCCAUGACGACCGUCACAGACCUGACAGACACCACGACGACCGGUACCGUGACGAACGCCGACGUGACGACCGGCGUCGCGAGGAGCGGGAUAGGGAGGACAGGUCUCGUGAUGACCGAUACGAGUCCCAUCGUCGCCGGGAGUCUGGAGGUCAUGCUCAGACGGAGCGCGCCCGCAGUAACACGUCUAACGGGGUGCUUGCCCACCUGGACAAGCUUCGGGUGAUAGGCGACGAUGCGAACGCUAGAAACGAGAACAACGACGCCCUGAUAUGGUACUUUCUGAAGCCGGUCCGCGAGAACUUUGAGAGGAUCCUGUCCACUACCAAGGAGACUGUCAAGUCGGGUAAGGAACGCGCAGCCAUCUACGGUGACGAGCUUGAGCGCAUCGGCGACUUUUUGAAGGAUAGCAAUGCUUCAAGCGACGCCUCGUUGCAGAAGCGGUUUUGGGACUUUUUGGCCAAGCGAUGGCCAGUUGAGACAGCGAAACAGAUCAGCGGCGAACGACUGAGCAAGAUGUAUGAGAGUCUUUGCGCCCGCAAGAGAGGAGGCGGAGGCGGAGGCGGAGGCGGUGGUGGUGGUGAAGCGACGACGUCUGCGGCAGCCGCCUAA
Messenger RNA from Emericellopsis cladophorae, 4932 nucleotides. Its product is annotated as Chromodomain helicase-like protein. NCBI's taxonomy places the organism in Eukaryota, Fungi, Ascomycota, Sordariomycetes, Hypocreales, Bionectriaceae. Gene Ontology annotation, biological process: nucleosome organization; regulation of transcription by RNA polymerase II. The transcript is spliced from 4 exons. Gene Ontology annotation, cellular component: chromatin; nucleus. Bases 1 to 4932 code for a protein of 1643 amino acids. Gene Ontology annotation, molecular function: ATP-dependent chromatin remodeler activity; histone binding; ATP binding. The record is from RefSeq and is a predicted model, not a curated record.